Molecule: messenger RNA, 522 nt
Organism: Trypanosoma theileri
Lineage: Eukaryota; Euglenozoa; Kinetoplastea; Trypanosomatida; Trypanosomatidae
Exons: 1
Source: RefSeq, a predicted model, not a curated record
CAACAAGAACAGAUAAAGGGAACCACACACGGUCCUCAACAAGAUAAUCACAAUAAAGAACCAAAUACCAUAGGUACAACAAGUACUGAAUCCCACGUUACUACUGACUCAAAACCACAUCCUACUACAGAUGCAUCACCUGGUGAAAUAACUCAAUCUGGUUUAUCUACUGAUCAUUCAAACACACUAAAUAACACGAGCACAGAGCCCAACAGUACCACUGAUAAUGUGACAACUACAGAGAAUGAAUCAACAAAUGGUGUCAAUACUGUGGGUGCAUCAGCAGAAGGGAACACCACAGCAAACAAGACCCCUGUCACUCUCAAUAUCACCAGUAACGAGGACUCAACCUCACCUACCACCAACACCAAUACAAUUCUUACUAUAACUGGAAUCAGCAAUAACACCAUAAUGCCAAAUUUGAAGGGUGAUGCAGACAGCAGCAGCAGUAUCAGCAGUUCUGUGUGGGUGCGUGUGUCACUACUGAUUGUGGUUACACUGGCCUGUAUUCUUGUGUGCUGA